AUGGCCGAUUCAACACCCCACCAAGUUGAAGAAAAGAGGUCUAGUGUAGUCGAGGAGACGAACUUCCACCAACUCACAGAUAAAAAUGACCUCGGUGCUCUCGAAGCCAAUUCACACCACUCCUCUUCCGACGACGACGACUCUACCAUAAACGAAGACCCCCAAAAUGAACUCGCUCAAGUACCAACAAACAACAGCACCGUCGCGCGCACUCUCUCCGCCGUCCGAACCCGCGAGUCGGGCAAAGACAUCGGUCCUCCACCGGAUGGAGGCUUACAGGCAUGGCUGCAGGUAGCACUGGGCCAUAUGAUUAUCUUCAACACGUGGGGGUAUAUCAACAGUUUCGGCGUGUUCCAAACAUACUAUACUUCGACGCUGGGCCGAUCUCCCUCGGAUAUCUCCUGGGUUGGUAGUAUUCAGAUCUUCCUCCUUUUCUUCAUCGGGACAUUCUCUGGCCGCGCGACAGAUGCGGGAUACUUUCGCUUCACGUUGACAGUCGGCGCAACGCUGGAAUGUUUCAGCAUCUUUAUGACCUCGCUUUGUACGGAGUACUGGCAGCUUUUUCUGGCGCAGGGAUUGGGUCAGGGAAUUGGGUGUGGACUUAUGUUUUGUCCUACGCUUGCUCUGAUCUCGACGUACUUUGUUCGUCGGCGUGGAAUUGCCCUUGGUCUGGCUGCUUCGGGCUCGGCAACGGGUGGUUUGGUGUUUCCCGCCGUUGUUAUGAAAUUGCUGCCGCAGAUUGGAUACGGGUGGACGAUGCGUGUACUUGGACUGAUUUCAGUCGUUACGUUGAUCCCCUGUGUGCUAUUUUUCAAGCAGCGUUUGCCGCCGCGGAAGAGUGGGCCUAUUGUUGAGUGGGCUGCUUUCAAGGAACCUUCUUAUCUGCUCUUUGCUAUUGGCAUGUUCCUCAAUUUCUGGGGUCUAUAUGUUGCUUUCUUCUACAUUGGCAGUUUCAGUCGCAAUGUUAUUGGCGUGGACCAGACGACCUCUAUCGACCUGUUGAUGGUCAUGAACGGAGUUGGAAUCUGGUGCGACGGCUCUGGUGGCUUAUUGCUGGGCUGCCGUGAAGGAUAUGUCGGGGUUAUGGGCAUUCGCGGUGUUUUAUGGUCUGUCCGCUGCGGGUAUCCAAUCGCUUUUCCUGCGACAUUGAGCACUCUCACGACGGAUAUGAAGAAGACUGGCGUGCGGAUGGGAAUGGUUCUCAGUGUUGUUGCGAUUGCUGCUUUGAUCGGUUCACCUAUUGCUGGUGCAUUGGUGCAGCUUGAUAAUGGAGGCUAUCUGUACGCGCAAAUGUUUAUGGGCAGCGCAAUCAUCGCGGGUACAUUGACUUUGAUCGCGGCGAGAAUCGUCAAGGUUGGCACUGGUAUUGCUCGUGUAUAA
Penicillium waksmanii is the source of this 1380-nucleotide messenger RNA. RefSeq names its product putative MFS monocarboxylate transporter. The record is from RefSeq and is a predicted model, not a curated record. Gene Ontology annotation, cellular component: fungal-type vacuole membrane. Gene Ontology annotation, molecular function: transmembrane transporter activity. The transcript is spliced from 2 exons. Bases 1 to 1380 code for a protein of 459 amino acids. Gene Ontology annotation, biological process: transmembrane transport. Lineage: Eukaryota; Fungi; Ascomycota; Eurotiomycetes; Eurotiales; Aspergillaceae.